GUGACGGAUGAACGUUUGUUUUUUUUAAAAAAACAGCGCGAUUUUACUGCGAUGAUUUUAUAGUUUCAGAGUUUUAUGAAAAGUUAUUUCAAGUAAUAUUCAACGUUAUGUCAACAAAGAAACUGGCCAAAGAAUUGGGAUUACUGAGGCAGAGGAGUCGGUCCUCUAAUGGGUUAAAGAAAUCAUUGGUAUCAAAUCAAAUAUUUUCAUACCUGAUCGUGAUUGAUUUUGAGUCCACUUGCUGGAGGGAGAAAAACAACUACACCCAGGAAGUUAUUGAGUUUCCUGCUGUUCUGCUCAACACAUCCACGGGGGAGGUUGAGUCCGAGUUUCACACUUACGUUCAACCCCAAGAACACCCCGUUCUCUCCGAGUUCUGCACUGAGCUGACAGGGAUUACGCAGAUGCGAGUUGAGGCAGGGAUUCCCCUCCAGAUCUGUCUUUCACGGUUCAACCGCUGGCUACAAAACCUGCAGCUCAAUAUGGGUGUGGUCUUUCCCAGUGGACAACAGAUAUCUUCUGCACCUUCACCUACUCAGAAAUUGUGUACCUUCCUCACGUGGUCAGACUGGGAUCUCGGAGUUUGUUUGCAAUACGAGUGUAAACGCAAGCAGCUCCACAAACCUGAUGUGCUCAACAGCUGGAUAGACCUGAGAAGCACCUACAGGCUGUUUUAUGACAGGAAACCCAAAGGCCUGAACGGAGCAUUACAAGAUCUAGGAAUACAGUUUUCAGGGAGAGAACAUUCUGGUUUGGAUGACGCACGAAAUACAGCUCAGCUGGCAGCGAGGAUGAUGAGGGAUGGUUGUGUGAUGAAGAUCACGAGGAGUCUGGUGAGGACCCCAUUAAUGAUCAAACCCAUGUUUGGAAACACAACUGCAGACAACAAGAAGGAAAAAUCCAACACCGAUAAAGAAGAAAACACACUUACCACAAACAAACCCUCAUUAUUCAAAAUGCCUCUCAAAGCAUGUCAGAUAAAAUCAUGUUCAGAGUUAAAUAAAGGAGAAUUAGGCACAAAGGAGAACUCAAGUUCAGCUCAGGAAUCUGCUCAAAACUGCCAAAGCAUCAUCUCACCAAAGACACUGCUGAAUGGUAAAACGCCACAAUGGGGACGCAGCAGGAGGGCCGUUACAGCAGAGGCUGUCACUAAUAUUUCCUCUUUGGUAAUGAGAAAUUAUCAGGCACCAAACAAAGAGAGCAACAACAGCAGCCUUGUUCUGUGUUCUACUACUGUGGGCUGCCUUUCAAAUCUGCCACAGCCAAACCAGGCCUCAAGAACAGGAGCAGCAGUAGGACUCGAGGAGGAGGAGGAGGAGGAAGGUGCCGACCUAUUAGUGGAAACAGAGGACAGGUGCGGCUCAUAUGAUGAUGUGGUGCUGGAGGGAGACGAUGAUAUCUGUGAUUAUGACAGCGGAUGUCAUGUGUGGGAAGAGCCUGAUGACACACAUUCAACAGAAGGUCAGGUCACUUUAAGGGACAAUUUACGAGAAACAGUCAGCGUUGAAAAUAACUUUAAAACUCAAAAGAUGACCAGUGAGUCAAUAACGACGUCUCUAUGUACAAAGAGUAUGAGAUCCUACGUGAAUGUGUCUCAUCACUUAAAUGAAAUCAGGCAGCAUUCAACAAUCUCAGAGCCAAGUACUUACUUUGCGGUGCCUAAAACUGUUUCUCGGGACUCAAAUCCGCACAAAACAGGACUUAGACACUCUUUUCAAGUACAAGAAAAGUCUGAUGGGCCCCAUAAAAACUCUAAAACAAACACACCCUUUCCAUUCAGGCACAAACCAUUCAUCCCAGAAAAGACCUCCACCCCUAUUGCCUCAUUUUUCAGGCCCAAAACAGUCAUAGCACAACACACAAACCACAAAGAGACUCCAAAAUCUUCCUUUACCAUCUACACUGACCCAGCAAAACCCUCCCGUCCCUCCUUGUGUGGCUCCUUCUGCACCUCAAAGAAUGUCCUCUCCUCUUUGUCCACCAACACGCUCUCCUCGCGUACCAAUGGUUCCUCCGUUUCUGUGGCAAUGAAAGGAGGACAGAGGAUCACAUCCCCACUGUGUGCGUGUGGGCGUCGUGCGAAGCGGCAGGUCGUGUCCAACGGUGGUCCGAACCACGGCCGAGGGUUUUAUUGCUGUCCGGUCCGCCGGUCGGGCAGCGGAGGGACGAUACAGAAGGGAUGCGAGUUCUUCAAGUGGGAGUCAGCUCUGAUGAAGAGCAGUUCAGUGGCCUCUCCUGCUGCCGGCUCCUCCGUCUCACUCUGUCAGAUCAACUCGACUCUAAGCUGUCGUCCGCCCCAGAGGGCAAUGAUAAGAAAGAGCUAUUAACUCGUUGGAGAAAGAAAGCUGAUGGUGUGUGUUUAUGUUUGUAUUGUGUUUAACUUGUUUAUCCUGUUUUACAUUUUACAAUCAUAGGGGAGAGCUCCAAUUUUACUGGCAUAGUGAAUGCUCAAGUUAAUUUAUUCAUUCUAGUUUGGACAAUUAAUUGGCUUUUAUCGAGUUAAAAUGUCCCCAAAAAUCGAAUUCACUGCUUUUCUAUAUUUCACAUCCCUAUACAUUGAAUAUGUUUGGCUGUUUUAGAUGUUUUAGGACAUAAAAGUCUAAUGAGCAUGAACAUGAAUAUUGACAAUUAACUCAUUAAAUCAUUUAUUUGAAAAAAUAAAAUCAACCAAUAAUGUACACUAAUAAUAAAUGUAAUUUUCUAUGUAUUGUACAGUAAAUAUAUUUGGAAUAUAUUUAAGUUA
Molecule: messenger RNA, 2743 nt
Organism: Dicentrarchus labrax (European seabass)
Lineage: Eukaryota; Metazoa; Chordata; Actinopteri; Moronidae
Gene: eri2
Product: ERI1 exoribonuclease family member 2
Exons: 9
Coding region: 108-2327 (739 amino acids)
Biological process (GO): exonucleolytic trimming to generate mature 3'-end of 5.8S rRNA from tricistronic rRNA transcript (SSU-rRNA, 5.8S rRNA, LSU-rRNA)
Molecular function (GO): 3'-5'-RNA exonuclease activity; nucleic acid binding; zinc ion binding
Source: RefSeq, a predicted model, not a curated record